CCUCGCUCACACACUCAGGCAGCAUCCUCCCCAUCCUCUCCACUUUUCUACCUUCACACUCCCCUCUUCGCGCCUCCCUCUGUCUGCUCCUCUCGCCUCUUUUUUUUUUCUUUUCCUCCAUCACCUACUAACACAUAUCAUCUCUGGCAUCUCUCCCCCGGCUCCCUCCUCCAUCUCUUCAAUUCCUCCCUCUUUUCACACACACUCAACCUUGCUGUCUCACGCGUGUACACACACUCAUACUGAUUGGCACCCAAGGACAGAGCACCCUCUCUCCCAAACCGGCGACCGUGCACUGUGCUUGUGCCGCCUGCCGGUUUCUUGACUCUGAGCUCAGCUGAAGAAGAGGACGAGGAAGAGGCCAUGGAGCACAGUCACAUUUUCCCUGCUUUUUCCUCUAAUGGGAGCACCUGGAGCCCAGGGCAGCAUCCAUCUGAGGUUACCCAGGGAUGCCCCCUCGGACCACUGCCGGUCAUCUACUACAGCGUCCUGCUCUGUCUCGGCCUGCCUGCUAACAUCCUGACGGUGGUCAUCCUGUCACAGCUGGUGCUGCGUCGUCAGAAGUCCUCCUACAACUAUCUCCUGGCUCUGGCAGCCGCCGACAUCCUUGUCCUGUUCCUCAUUGUGUUUGUCGACUUCAUUUUGGAGGAUUUCAUAAUGGCCGCGCCGCUGCCCCUGUCGCUCAACAAUGCGGUGCAGGUUUUGGAGUUCUCCUCCAUCCACACCUCCAUCUGGAUCACCGUGCCUCUCACCAUCGACCGCUACAUCGCUGUUUGUCACCCGCUGCGCUACCACACAGUCUCCUACCCUGCCCGCACUCGAAGGGUAAUAUUUGCUGUGUAUAUCGGGUGCCUGCUCUCUGCAGCUCCUUAUUACUGGUGGCCGGAGUUGUGGCACAGCCUGCACGGGGUGGGGAGCGGUGGAGGAGGAGAGGGUAACAGGAGAACCGUGGCCCAGCAUGUCCUCGUGUGGGCCCACUGCGCCACUGUCUACCUCCUCCCCUGCACCGUCUUCUUCUCCCUCAAUGCUGCCAUCGUUCAAAAGCUGCGCAGACGCCGCAGCUGUUUCCGUCUGCGCGGCUACUCCACCGGCAAGACCACCGCCAUCCUCCUCGCCAUCACCUCCGUCUUCGCCGUUCUGUGGGCUCCACGUACCCUCAUGAUCCUCUACCACUUCUACUCCCCUCCACCUGCCUCACGAGGUGCUGGCGUGCUGCUCCACAUGCUCACAGAUCUGGCUAAUAUGCUCGCACUGCUCAACACCGGCGUCAACUUCUUCCUCUACUGCUUCAUCAGCAAGCGAUUCCGGGGAAUGGCGGCCAACGUGCUGCGAGCCAUGGUGCACUGCCGGAAGCAGCCGCCUCCGUUUUACGCCAGCCACAACUUUUCCAUCACGAGCAGCCCCUGGAUCUCGCCGGCCAACUCCCACUGCAUCAAGAUGUUGGUGUACCAGUACGACAAAAACGGGAAGCCAAUCUGCAUUUCCUCCUGAGCUGUCAACCGCCAGCAGCUACCGCCACACUCAGCAGAACGGGAAUAUAUUCAGGCUUUGUUUACUUGGUGACCAGAUUACUCACGUGGGACUCUUUGAGGCUUGAAAAUGUCAACAUGCCCGGAGAGCACAGAGGCGACGGUUUAGCUAUAGCUUUCAGUGAUAACAAAGUGGCAAGCUAGCAGGACGGAUAAAGAAACAGCAGGUAUUCACAAAGCUGAGACCAGCUGAGAAAGGUUGAUUGUUUCCUCCAGCAAAAAAAAAAAAAAACACUUACUGUAAGAGACUGACUGAUAAAGGGGUCUCAUCACCAUCUAUCACUGACUUUCAUAGGCCGAUGUUUGUAUCAGUGAUAAACCGACGACUGGAUGAGUCCUUGGUGAAGCAUCAAACGUCUGCUGACAGUGAUUUUUUUUAUGGUCGCUCGCCAUUGCACAACAGUGACGAGCCUCGAGCAGAUGUGUCGUUUUUCCUUUGGGAGUCUUUUCCAGGCAUCACGCAGAGAUUCCUGCCAGAGUCUUGGCACUAAACGGCUCACCUUAGAGGGGUGAUUCACUCAGGCCGAGCCAGCGACGGCGUGUCCAUUGUCCACGGUUAUGACUGUCUGUCAAGCACUUCAAAACAGCGCUGUCGUUUCCAGUUUAAUAUGCAGAAGAGUCUCAAAGGCUUGUUAGUUUGUGCUUUUAUUCAAUGAACAGGCCUCCCUGACUUUCCUCAUCCUAGCAGUGCAGGUCACCUUCAAGUCGGCACUCGCUAUGGAAGUUAUCCCACAACCAAGCUCAAAGAUUGUCAAAGGAUGAGUAGACACUCUCCUUACUGUUGGUUCCUUAUUUAUUAAACUUGACUGUUAUUGUAGCUGCACAAAAAAACAUGACAAAAAUAAGUUAAUUGGAGUUGGUUUAGCUCCAAGGUGUCAUUAACCUAGAAAUCGCAUUUCCAACAUUAGGAAGAGGACAUUUCUGCUUUUUGUAGAUAGUCCUUGAUUAACCUUUAAUGGACCUUGAUGACUUACUGUUAGCCAUUAUGUGGAUGAAUACAAUGACUGUAUCUCUUAAACCCUUUAGCUUUCUAAGAUAAUGAGAAAAAACAGAGAGAGAGAGAUUGAGAGGAUAAAGCAAUCGGCCAUCCUUUUAGUUUCAACCUUUAUGACAUUUUCUUUCCCAUGAUGCAGCAGUGAAUUUGAUCUCAGGGCCACAGAGAGGCAUUUCAGCGCUGUUUGUUCUGCUGUCCAAGUAACAUUUAACACCCAGACAUAGUCCUCUGCAUCAACUCCAUCUGGAUGCUGCCUGGUAACGAACCAUAAAUGUGAGCACGCACACACACACACACACACAUUCACACACUCUGCACUGUAUUAAGAACACAUUAAGAUCAGUGCACAUCUAUUCUGCAGACACCUUGAGGCAUCGGCGGUGUUCAUCUAUCUACAGAGAAUGGAGCUUUGCCAAAGGGCAGAUUUCUGCUAAUACCUGCCAGGAGGGAUCAGACACAUCUGGCCUUUUGUAUUAAUGGAUAAGGCUUUAAAUCUGAUUGAUGUUAGGUGUGUCUGUCAUAGCUGAUAAUGUCACGACCUCCAGACUCUUGUUUAACACUCAAAUAUCUGACGCUCUUAAGAAGGCAACAGCGGCUGUGUCGUCACUCUUUUUCUCACCAUAACAACUAUCAGAGCAGAAACUGUCUGCAGCUGAAAAUCAGAGCACAAGAGUACAAAUCUGUGUUAAGAAGUAAAGCAGGGAUAUGAACUUGCAUAUAUUUAUCACUCUUGUUUCUCUUCAGAUCAGAUCAAUCUUUUCGCCCUUAACUAAAGAUUUUCAUGGAGAGGGAUAAUGAGAGUAUUUCUGAUUGUGAUUUCAGAUUUUGGAUUAAUUGUCCUUCGGUUGUCUGUGUCAUUAUUUUGAUCAGUAAGUGUGUAUCUAAAGGAGUAAUAAAUCAAAGGGCUGCAUUUUUUGACGUAGAGCUGAAGUUGGUAGAAAUGCAGCUCUAUUUUACUUACAGAACUCUGAGGCUUCUGUUUUAAAUGUUUUUAAAACCAAGAUUUAAUUCAGAUAAAGAAUAAUGAACAGAUCAAGGUUGUAAAAUAAUAACGUUUCAGUCAGUUUUCAGUCAGUGAGUGCUACAUUGCAAAUAAGGGCUGAAUAUAAGGUUCUGACUCAUGGCUUACGUAAAGGUGCAUUCAUUCUUUUAACUAAAAAAAAACCCUAACCCAAUUCUCCCACAUCCAAACUGCCCCUUCUUUCAGUUUUGCACUCAGAAACUAACUGGCCCUGCCGACUUUCAAUUCCUUUUUCCUUUUCUUUUUUUU
This is a messenger RNA of Labrus mixtus (cuckoo wrasse), 3793 nucleotides long. RefSeq names its product G protein-coupled receptor 139 (gene gpr139). Gene Ontology annotation, cellular component: membrane. Gene Ontology annotation, biological process: G protein-coupled receptor signaling pathway. Lineage: Eukaryota; Metazoa; Chordata; Actinopteri; Labriformes; Labridae. Bases 364 to 1491 code for a protein of 375 amino acids. Gene Ontology annotation, molecular function: neuropeptide receptor activity. The transcript is spliced from 2 exons. The record is from RefSeq and is a predicted model, not a curated record.